AUGAAGUUGUUCAUCGUGUUGGUAAUGCUCUGUGGGCUUGCCACAGCCCAGCACAACCCUCAGCUGCGGCACGGCAGGACGGCCAUCGUGCAUCUCUUUGAGUGGCGCUGGGCGGAUAUCGCAGCAGAGUGUGAGCGCUUCCUGGGGCCCAAUGGUUUCGGGGGAGUGCAGAUCUCUCCUCCCAACGAGCACAUUGUGCUGAACAAACCCUGGAGGCCAUGGUGGCAAAGGUACCAGCCUGUGGGCUACAAACUGUGCUCCAGGUCCGGCGAUGAGCAGGAGCUGCAAGACAUGGUGACUCGAUGCAACAAUGUCGGUGUCAACAUUUACGUUGACGCCGUCAUCAAUCACAUGUGCGGGGCGGCUGGCGGUGAGGGGACGCACUCGUCGUGCGGGACCUGGUUCAGCGCCAGCACCAAAAACUUCCCCGACGUCCCCUACAGUGACUGGGACUUCAAUGACCGCAAAUGCAAAACAGGCAGCGGUGAGAUCGAAAACUACGGGGAUGCCAAUCAGGUGCGCGACUGUCGACUAGUGGGCCUUCUGGAUCUCGCCUUGGAGAAGGACUAUGUCAGGGACAAGGUUGCCGAGUUCAUGAACAAGCUUAUCGACAUGGGUGUGGCUGGGUUCAGAGUGGACGCCUGCAAGCACAUGUGGCCCGGAGACCUGGCUGCUGUCUAUGGCCGCCUGCACAAUCUCAGCUCCAAGUGGUUCGCCGAAGGUGCCAGACCCUUCAUUUUCCAGGAGGUAAUUGACCUUGGAGGCGAGCCCAUCUCAUCUCGCGAAUACUCCCAUCUGGGACGAGUGACUGAGUUCAAAUACAGCGCCAAAUUGGGAACUGUCUUCAGAAAAUGGCAUGGCGAGAAGUUGUGCUACACCAGAAACUGGGGUGAAGGAUGGGGUUUCUUGCCCAACCACAAUGCUGUUGUAUUCGUUGACAAUCACGACAACCAGCGAGGCCACGGCGCCGGUGGUGCGUCUGUAGUCACCUUCUGGGACUCGAGGCUCUACAAGAUGGCCAUGGGGUACAUGCUAGCCCAUCCGUAUGGCAUAACCAGGGUCAUGUCAAGCUUCCGCUGGAACCGGCACAUUGUCAAUGGAAAGGAUCAGAAUGAUUGGAUUGGACCGCCGAGUCAUAGCAACGGAAGCACCAAGUCUGUUCCAAUCAACCCUGAUCAGACCUGUGGAGAUGGAUGGGUGUGUGAGCACAGAUGGCGUCAGAUCAAAAACAUGGUCAUUUUCCGUAAUGUCGUCAACGGACAGCCUCAUACCAACUGGUGGGAUAACCAGGGUAACCAGGUCGCCUUUGGCCGUGGUAAUCGUGGUUUCAUCGUCUUUAACAAUGACAAUUGGGACCUCGAUGUGACCCUCAACACCGGCAUGCCUAGUGGCACCUACUGCGACGUAAUCUCCGGCCAAAAGGAAGGAGACAGAUGCACAGGAAAGCAGAUCUACGUUGGUGACGACGGUCGCGCCCGAUUCCGGAUCGGCACCAGAGAUGAAGACCCCUUUGUGGCAAUUCACACCGAAUCUAAAUUGUAA
Messenger RNA from Nerophis lumbriciformis (worm pipefish), 1542 nucleotides. The record is from RefSeq and is a predicted model, not a curated record. Lineage: Eukaryota; Metazoa; Chordata; Actinopteri; Syngnathiformes; Syngnathidae.